Molecule: messenger RNA, 710 nt
Organism: Paraglomus occultum
Lineage: Eukaryota; Fungi; Glomeromycota; Glomeromycetes; Paraglomerales; Paraglomeraceae
Source: the annotation of a GenBank genome assembly
UAAAACUAUCGGGUGAUAGCGAGUUCGACUUUAUAAACGUGAAAAACGGAUCCUUUUGUCGUUCGUCUUCAUUCAUCAUUGAAAAGCAUAUACCCUGUUUUACUCCGCCUUCACAAAAGUAUAUAUACUUAAUAGAGAUGGCUUCGGAUAUAGCAUUCAUUAAAAAGCUGCAUGCCGGAAGAAUAGGCGGUGGCAUUGAGGAGAGGGUGAAAGAGAUGGAUCCGGUGAUAUUUGACAGCAUACGACGAAUGGUGCCCGGGAAAAAGAGAGGACGUAAGAUAUGUGAGCUCGUUGGUCGAUUGACUGGUGUCUAUUUGAAAAUGCUGCCUGGGGAUCCGCUGGAUAGCCAAGAUGGCGCGGGUACUAAUGACUUGAGUGGCAUACCUGGGCUCAAAGUACACUUUACUGAAAGUUCAGGGAAUGGGAACGAUAGAUUGCGAGCAACCAAGAUUCUCUCUAAGAUCUUUGAGCCGAAGAAUAGUCAAUCUAUGAAUAUUAGGAUUGAAUUAAUCAUCGAGUCUGAUGCUAACGGUUCCAAUUUCCUCCUCGAUAAUGUUAUAGUAAAAGAGGCGUUGAAAAAGCUGGAGAAGGACUAUACACUCAAGGGCAAAAAGAAUGCCAAAAAACAAAAGAAGGGAAAAAAUAAUGACGAAUCACAACGGGGUAAAAUACGGAUCGAGGUGGUCGUUAAAGAACUCGAAGUUAAUUAA